Hyaloscypha bicolor E is the source of this 1524-nucleotide messenger RNA. RefSeq lists its product as uncharacterized. Bases 79 to 1386 code for a protein of 435 amino acids. The record is from RefSeq and is a predicted model, not a curated record. The transcript has a single exon. Lineage: Eukaryota; Fungi; Ascomycota; Leotiomycetes; Helotiales; Hyaloscyphaceae.
GGUUCACUCGAUAACAAAUCCGAUUCAAAAGCUAAAGGUAUCGAGCCAGAACUGCAGCCUUCAGCCACGAAAGAUAACAUGAUAUCCGCUUUCGUCUCUAAAGAGGUUGAACAGGCUACUACAACGCUUCCACAGAAUAACGAAUCGAAGUCCUCAGAUACAGACGACAGCACUUCAACGCCUACAAACCAGCCAGAAGAACAAGAACCAUGUUUGACUAUUUUACACAACACUUCAUCUCUCGCCUCUGACUCAAAAAAAGCUGUCCCAUUCUUUGACACUUACAUACAUGACCCUGAUUCCGGUACAACGAGUGGCAUUCCGCUAUCACAGGCUACGGCAAGCGAGAAGAAUUCGAAACAAAAGAAGCGUGACUUUUGGAAAGUAUUCACCUCAUUGAUGCCCGAAGAACAUACAGCUGUGAAGCUUGCCCUUCGGAAGCGCCGACCUGGAUAUUCUCGUACUCUUUCUUCCCUGCAAGUGCUCGACCACUCUGGAGGUUCGAGUUCGAUGAAGUGGCUUCGGAUUGCCUUGAAGGUACUCAGUUUAGGCAUAUUGGAUCAUAAGGAGACGGGAGACGAUUCUCAAGAGGUCGAGAGAGCUUUAUUGAUCAUUGUGCUAAACACACCUUUGGAUGGCAGCCAACCGCUUCCUACGGAGCCACAGGAUCUCGAUUUUUAUGAUGAUUCAGAUAGUUCCGCAGAGCUUUCGCCGCCCUUGGGAAGGCGAGUGAGAGAGGGGAGGAAAAGCACCCAUGGGAAUGGACGAACUCGGAGGUGGAGAGCCGGGCCUGUGGAGAGGAGAGAGAGGAGUCAGAUUAGGAUUGCGAGGGAGCGGGCUGUGGAGAUGGUGAUUGCCGAUAAAAGGGGAGAGACAAGACCCCCGCCGCCCCCGCCGCCCCCGCCGCCGAGGGAGACCUGGGGCAGCGAUGAGGUGGUUGUUAUUGAGGAGCAUAGUCCACCAAGACGAUUGAAAAGUAAGAGGGUGAGAGAAGAAAGACACGAGAGCGGAUACAGAACUGUGGAUCCAGCUGCGUAUGGAGGUGUUGUAGGAGGAAGGAUGAGCAGUAAGAGGGAGGAUCGACCUCUGCGCUCUACAAAACUUGGAGAGGCAUCUAAUGCUGUGCCUGGUGAAAGCUCCCGUGUGGAAGGGGCUGGUCGUGAUGAUGCAGGAGCGGAAGGAGAGAACAAAGAUAAUCUGGAACAGAGAAAGUUGGACGCUGUUGAUAGCCAGUCGGAAAAGCAGGAGGAUACAAGCAUGCAUCUUGAGCUCGAGGAUUCAGAAGAAGAAAGUGGUAUGGACCAAGAACCUGCUAGUAAAGUUAUUGAGGGGCUUUUUGGAGGGUGGAAACCUGGCCAAGGCACCAGAAUAAAUACUUCUGCUUAGGUAUACUAUAUUAUUACUAAGUCCGUUAAAGCAAGUACAGGUUAUUUGAAUCAGAAAUCUUUAAUAAAUAGAUAUAGACUUCUCAAAAUUGAGAUAAGUAGGCCUUAUAGAGAUUUUAACUAUGAAUUUAUAAUCUAG